Molecule: messenger RNA, 3221 nt
Organism: Microplitis mediator
Lineage: Eukaryota; Metazoa; Arthropoda; Insecta; Hymenoptera; Braconidae
Gene: vap
Product: ras GTPase-activating protein 1
Exons: 12
Coding region: 260-3094 (944 amino acids)
Biological process (GO): regulation of GTPase activity
Molecular function (GO): protein binding
Source: RefSeq, a predicted model, not a curated record
AAUCUGGACAGAUCUUAUAUUUUACCUACCUAAUGUAUUGGUGAUUUAGAGUAGGCUAAAUGUGAAUGUCUGAUGUCACAUUUCUAGUGUGCAAAAUGAUUAAUGAUAACAGCCUUAUAUUUUUUGUAUUUUACUAUGUAAAGUUAAUGUUUACACUUAAAUAAUGUUAUUUUAAAUAUCUUGAUGCAAUGAAUGGUGGUUGCGAAACAGUGUAAAGUUUUCUACGUUAUACAUAUUUUUAUAAAGAAUAGUUUCAAGAAUGGCAGAAUUUGUGCGUGGAGGCCCUAGUGUAUCGAAUAAUGCUAAGAUUGAACAUUCUAGCAAAGGAGGGUCUCCUAGUACUGGAAGUGAAGAUGGAGGCACUAACGAGCUAUUGAACGUCGAUAGUGAAUUUGAUCCUUUCCUUGAAAACAUACCAGAUGAUUUACAAGAUACAGAAGAGCCAGACAAUGCUAGUUCUACUCUUUUAACUGCACCACCCGAAAAUCAGUGGUAUCAUGGACGACUUGAUAGAUUUACAGCAGAAGAGAGGUUAUGGGAUGCCAAUAAGAUGGGUAGUUAUUUGGUCAGAGAAAGUGAUAGAAAACCUGGGAGUUAUGUUUUAUCCUAUCUCGGAAGAACUGGAAUUAAUCAUUUCAGAAUUACAGCCGUUUGUGGGGAUUAUUAUAUAGGAGGUCGACAAUUUAAUAGCUUAUCUGAUUUAGUAGCUUACUAUACUCAUUGCUCAGAUUUACUAAAGAGAGAGCGAUUAAUACACCCAAUACCUCCCCCUGAGCCUGUCAAUGACAAAAAACGGAUUGUUGCCAUUUUGCCAUAUACAAAAAUGCCCGAUACUGAUGAGCUCAGCUUUCAAAAAGGUGAUAUAUUUUUCGUACACAACGACAUGGGGGAUGGGUGGCUUUGGGUGACUGCUCAUAGAACUGGAGAACAAGGCUUAAUUUUUCGAGAGUUGGUUGAGGACUUAGAUGAUUCAAUUGAUCCCAACACGGUAUUUUCAUGGUUUCAUCCUAAUGUUACUAAAAGCGAAGCUGUUGACAUGUUGGUUAAAGCAGGACCCGGAAGUUUUUUAGUCAGACCAUCUGAUAACAGUCCUGGUGAUUAUUCACUAUUUUUUCACAUAAAUAAUCAAAUUCAACGAUUUAGAAUUGAAAAAAAAGGUGUUCGAUAUUUGAUGGGAGGAAGAACUUUUGAAUGUCUUGACGCCGUAAUAAACCGUUACAGGAAAGAACAAAUAGUUGAAGGACAUACAUUAGUUCAAGCAAUGGUAACUGAACCUGAUGGCAGUGUAAGAGUUAACAGAGACGUACAACAUGCCGAAAAGAUUUAUGCAACACUAAGAGAGUGUCGUGAACAAUCAGGAGCUAAGAAAAAUAAAGGCAUAAAAAUGCAAGGAUACUUAGAAAAGAAGUCGGAAAAAAAUAAAAAGUGGAAAGCACUAUAUUUUGUACUUUUAGUGGAUGCAACUGAUACACAUCUUUAUUUGUAUGAUAAUCCUAAACGAACGAAGCCAAAAGGACUUAUAGAUCUUAGCUGUGCUUAUCUAUAUCAGGUUCACGAUAGCGUAUUUGAUAGACCUCAUUGUUUUCAACUGGUUGAACGUGCUCUUCCUUGUUUAGCGACUAUUACAUAUUUAGCUGCACCUAAUUCUGAAAGUGCGCAAGAUUGGAUAAAUGCAUUGAAACCUCUCUGUGUAUCACAGUUAUCGCGUGCACCUAAAGUCGCACGUUUACGUGAAUUACGAUCACUUCAUCUGCAUAUUUUGGAUGCUCACAGACUUCCCUAUAAAUUAGUUCCAAAUCCAUUUAUCAUAGUGGCGCUCAACAACGUAAAAGUGGCACGUACAAAAGUUAAAACUUGCUUACAUCCAUUAUGGGACGAAGAAUUCUUAUUAGAAGAUGUACCUCCCGAUGUAAUGACAUUCUCAUUGACAUUGUAUAACAAGGGAAAGCGAAGUAAGGACACGGAAGUAGCAGAGGUGUCUGUAGAAUUAGCGAAUUUAUUAAAUGGAGAAGAAAUGGAUGAAUGGUAUCCUUUUUCUGGUAUAACUCCAAUCGGAGAGUGGGGAGCAUUACGAUUACGCAUACGGUACCGGCAUGAUUUAGCCAUGCCUCCUGAAGAGUACAGUCCUUUACAACAACUGUUGUUGGAUCCAGAAUUGCAUGUUGUCCGAGCAUUAGCGGAUGUUUGUCAUUCAGACAGAGUACCGUUAGCUAGUAGUCUUUUAAAAAUAUUCCGAUAUGAACGCAAAGAAGCGGAUUUACUCCGAUCAUUGAAUCAAGCUGAAGUUGAUAAAGAAGAUGAAACUCCCACUUUAUUCAGGGCUGCCAGUCUUACAACGACAUUGAUGGACCUUUAUAUGAAAUCAAUUUGCACAUCUUUCUUAAAAGCUGCCUUACGUGACACUAUCAUAAAAUUAAUUGAAAGUAAGCAAAGCUGUGAAUUAAAUCCGAAUAAAAUGGAUUCACCAGAAGAUGCUUGCAGCAAUGCUGAAUUUUUGUUACAAGUUUUAGAUGAAGUAACUUUAAGUAUUUUCACAAGCCCAGAUGCAUGCCCUAAAACGUUAAGGUACAUUUGCGGCUGUUUACAAAGAGCAGUUGUAGCUAAAUGGCCUCAUGAAAGACUUGUCAGAACACGAGUUGUUAGUGGAUUUAUAUUUUUACGUUUGCUAUGUCCAGCUAUUUUAAAUCCUAGAUCGUUUAAUCUGAUCUCUGAGUCACCACCACCUGCAGCUGCGAGAUCUUUAGUAAUGGUGGCUAAAUGUUUGCAAAAUUUAGCUAACUUAGUUGAAUUUGGUGGUAAGGAACCGUAUAUGGAAGUUGUUAAUCCUUUCAUUCUGAAAAAUAAAGAAAGAAUGGUUGUUUUUCUUGACCAGUUAUCCAGUGUUACCGAAAAACCAGAAUCGGAAGGUGUCGAAUAUCGAAACAAAAACAUUUCCGAUACUGCCAGAGACUUGGCAACAUUGCAUCAUAUAUGCGUUUCUCACCUACGUGAACUUCAAGUACUCUCCAAAACUCAGCCGACUAUAAAGCAGCUGGUAACUGUUACAGAAAUGUUGAGUAAGCAUAAACAAAAAUACAUGGAGAUGAUACGGUAGUGCUUUUUAUAGUAUCAAUUAUAAUUAUGCCAAAAACAAUGAAAUUUUUUAAAAAUAUAUGUAUUCUUAAUGUAGCAUAGUAUUUAAUGAUAUGAUAAAAAUGACAUUUUUAAUUGAUUAAACUCAA